Molecule: messenger RNA, 600 nt
Organism: Acanthosepion pharaonis
Lineage: Eukaryota; Metazoa; Mollusca; Cephalopoda; Sepiida; Sepiidae
Source: the annotation of a GenBank genome assembly
AUGGUGCCAUUACCUUUCUUUCUUUGGACAUUUUCUUUGUCUUGUCUUUCUUCUUUCGUCUGCUUGGUCCUCUUUCUGUUUUGUUUAUCCUUUUUUUCCCUAUAUUUUCCACCCUUCUUUUUAAUUUAUUUGUAUUUUUACUUUUGUCGUUUUUCGGCAUCCUUUUUUAGCUUUUUUUUUUCUUCUUUUUUUUCUGUUCAUUUUGUUUCCUUUUCUCUAUUUGAUUUUUUUCCAUAUUCCUUCUUUUUUCUUUGUCUUUAUUUCUUCUUUGACGUCUUUUUCGUCAUUUUUCUUCGCUUUUUUUCCUGUUUGUCUUCUUUUCUUUUCUCGUUUUCUUUCCUCUUUUUCACCUUGUCUUCUUUUUUCUUUGUAUUAUUUUCUUUUUCUAUCCUUUAUUCUUUGCUGCUUUUCUUUCUUUAUUUGUGUCGUUCCUGUUUCUUUUUCUUUCUCAUUUUUAUCUAUUUUUAUCCUCUUUCUUUUCUUUUCUUUUCUAUGUCCUCAUUCCUCCAUUUUGAAAGAUUUUCCCCGCCUUCUUUUCUCAAAAUUAAUUUUUCUUUUUUCCCUACUCAAUUUAUUUUUAAAUCAAACAUUAUUCUUUAA